AUGGCCAAUCGUAUAUCGGACAUUUUUGCAUCGCAUUUCACGUCUCCCGCAUCUCGUCUAAAUCUGUGCCUGUUUGCAGGCGUGGCAUCCCUCGGCACUUUAAUUCUGCUGAGAUCCACGAGCGGAUCCCUCGAGUCGGAUAGACCCGAGAUCAUUCCUUCCCCAGCGCAAACCAUACUACCGUGCCUCUCCGGGGAAGAGAAAAGAGCACUACCAUAUCCCCCAGAUGCGCUCCGGGGAGCUCGUGACGUGGAUAGUCCAUACGGUAGUGUUCGGCUGUACGAGUUCGGACCAGAGCAGGGUGAGAAGGUGUUGCUCAUUCAUGGUAUCUCGACCCCAAGCAUCGCCCUAGCGGGUCUGGCUCACCAACUUGUCGAAAGAGGAUAUCGCGUUAUGCUAUUUGACCUCUUCGGACGCGGCUUCAGCUCGGGCCCAGACCCCUCAACGCACCGCUACGACUCUGCGCUCUACGCCUCCGAGAUUCUUCUGUGCAUCCAGUCAUCGCCCAUCCCCUGGACCUCCUUCACGCUAAUCGGAUACUCACUUGGUGGCGCCAUCGCUGCGGACUUCGCAUCGUACUUCCCGAAUCUUAUCAAGGGUCUAGUUCUGGUUGCCCCAGGUGGUUUGAUCCGAACGAAGCAUAUCACUUGGAAGAGCAAACUAUUGUAUUCGACCGGCGGGCUUAUACCGGAAUUUCUCAUCCAAAGACUCGUCGCUCGAAGACUCUGGACUGGUCCGGAGACGACACGAACCAUCGAGCCGGAGCCCGACGGUCAGGCAUCCCCGCUCAACGACGAUGAGCCGAAAGGCGGCUUGAGAAGUCGAGCGGUGUAUAUAACCAGCCAUCUCGGCCUCCUUCGGGACAAUCCGAACAGCACGGCAUCCACGGUGGUGGACUGGCAGCUCCUGCACCACCAAGGGUUCGUACCAGCUUUUAUUUCUAGCAUUCGGUACGCUCCGAUCCACAACCAGCAUCAUCGGUGGCGAAUCGUUGCGCAGAAUAUCGAGAAGGGCGUUGGGGAGUUGAAGGAAGUCUGGCUAGUGUUAGGAGACGCGGAUCCAAUCAUCAUAGCGGAAGAGCUGAUCGAAGACGCAAGGGAAGUUUUGGGGGAGAAGAAGCUCCGAGUCAGGAUUGUGAAGGGGGCAGGGCACGAGGUAGCUAUCGAUCGCGCGGACGAGAUUGUGGAGGUUGUGGACCAGGCGCUGAAAGAACAAGCCUAG
Messenger RNA from Trematosphaeria pertusa, 1221 nucleotides. RefSeq names its product alpha/beta-hydrolase. The coding region runs from base 1 to 1221 and encodes 406 amino acids. The transcript has 2 exons. Lineage: Eukaryota; Fungi; Ascomycota; Dothideomycetes; Pleosporales; Trematosphaeriaceae. The record is from RefSeq and is a predicted model, not a curated record.